AUGUCUCUUCGCUGCAGCAGCAGCAGCAGCAACAACAGGAGCAGCAGGAAAAGCUGUCUUAGGUGUACAGCCACCUCAAGCAGCAGACUUGCAGCUUGCCUCGCUGCAGCAAAAUCUACACACAGGGGCCUGCAGAGCUGGACCCUUCACUUGCUGUUGCUGCUGCUGCUGCUGCAGCUGCUGCACAUCCCCGCUGCUGCUGUCUCGCUGCAGCAGGAAGUAGGCGUUACCCCUGUGUGGGGCGUUCCACGGGCGCUGCACACAAAGCCAGCAGCAGCAGCAGCAGCAGCAGCAGCUGAGCCGCAGCAGCAGCAGACUGCUGCUUUCCUUGUUGCUGCCCCCACACAACUGAGGAGCAGCGUGAAGCUGCAGCGAGGCAGCAUCCAGCAGCACGACGUAGCAGCAGCAACAUCGGGAGCCCCAGCGCCAGCAGCAGCAGCAACAGCAGCAACAACAGCAGCAGCAACAACAGCUAGAAGACAAACUCGUCUGUUCGGGAACUGCUGCUUCGCAGGCGGUGACGUUCGGUCGGUUAGCUGCAGCAACAGCAGCAGCAGCAGCAGCAGCAGCACGAACGAACCAGCCGCAUCCUCCCCUUCCUCCGCAGCUGCUGCAGCAGCAGCAGCAGGAGGUGAAGAUACACCUAAAGUGCCGCGUGUGGGGCCCUCUACUGCCGGCCCUAGGCCUGACUGGUUUCACGUCCCUGCCCCCAGGGGCCCUGGGUCGCGCUACGCGCUGCUGCAGCAGCAGAUUCGCGGUUUGAAGCUGCAUACAGUUUGCGAAGAAGCUAAAUGCCCCAACAUCGGCGAAUGCUGGGAAGGAGGCACUGCGACUUUGAUGCUGUUGGGCGACACCUGCACCCGGGGCUGUCGGUUUUGUGCAAUAAAGACGGCAGCUAAACCCCCGCCUCCCGAUCCCCUUGAACCCCAAAAAGUAGCAGAGGCUGUCGCUCAGUGGGACAUCGAUUACGUCGUGCUUACCAGUGUAGACAGGGAUGACAUGCCGGAUGGGGGAGCCGCCCACUUUGCGGAGACAGUGAAGUUAAUCAAAGCGAAGAAACCCUCAAUUCUUGUCGAAUGCCUCGUCUCAGACUUCCAGGGCAUGCGCUCAUCUGUGUCUACAGUUGUACAUAGCGGGCUGGAUGUGUAUGCUCACAACGUGGAGACAGUUCCUAGGCUGUCUCCUUUUGUAAGAGAUAGGCGGGCUUCAUUUGAUCAAUCUUUAAAAGUAUUAAGACAUGCAAAGUGUGAGAAAGAAGAUAUAUUUACAAAGACUUCGCUAAUGCUAGGUCUAGGAGAAACCCCUGAAGAAGUACUUCAAGCCAUGCAACGAAUAAGAGAAGAAGCAGACGUAGAUGCACUUACACUCGGCCAGUACUUAAGGCCUUCAAAGCAGCAGCUAGGGGUUGUUAGCUUUAUAACCCCACAACAAUUUGAGGUGUAUAGGCAGCAAGCUCUUGAUCUAGGCUUCAAAUAUGUUGCUGCAGGACCCCUUACUCGCAGCAGCUAUAAAGCAGCUUAA
This is a messenger RNA of Eimeria acervulina, 1521 nucleotides long. RefSeq names its product lipoic acid synthase, putative. NCBI's taxonomy places the organism in Eukaryota, Apicomplexa, Conoidasida, Eucoccidiorida, Eimeriidae. Gene Ontology annotation, cellular component: mitochondrion. The transcript has 6 exons. Gene Ontology annotation, molecular function: 4 iron, 4 sulfur cluster binding; lipoate synthase activity. Gene Ontology annotation, biological process: lipoate biosynthetic process. Bases 1 to 1521 code for a protein of 506 amino acids. The record is from RefSeq and is a predicted model, not a curated record.